AUGGACAUCGAAACGGAUAUCCGCCUCUUGCGAGAGGAAAUCGCAGCUCUUUCCGGUGAGUUGCGACCUCUUCAGACAGAAUACGAUACCCUCUUCAAGCAAGUGGCUCGUUUCGAAUCGGAUAACAGGAAUUUGUCAAAGCCUGAAAAGCCACCAGUACCGCCGCCGGAAGAUGAAGACGUCCCGCCAUUAAUCCAGUACUCGUGUUUCGACGACUCCAUACGCUCAUACUUCGAAUCGACGCCUCAAAAACCAGAGCCGAGCAUUGACACAGAAAAACUACUUGUGUCUAUAGAUUGUCGCACACGAGGAAGUGCCAAUGCUUUGGAAGAAAGCAUUUGGCGAUCCAGCGGCGUGACGGCAUUUCCUAUCGAUGAUACGCUAUACGACAAAAGAGAUGAUUCACUCUUGGGUCUUCGCUUCGACGUGAUGGCCCACUCAACGCUGCGUUUUCUCAAGCCACAUUACAUAAUCUUGCGAAGGCGUCAACCACAGGAAAAGGGCGUAACAGGUGACAAUACAUGGCUGGUAUUCCGAUACACUACUCCAGCAUAUGUUCCAUUGGAUAGAUUGAGCCAUUUACUCUCGAGCGGUGAAAACGGACUUGCCCAAUUUGUUCACAAAGUUCGUCUGUACCUAACUCACGUUCAGUAUAAACAUGACAAAUUCGAUCUGGUGGCCAAAAUUACGUACGGUCAAUUGCCCGAUGCUACCGAAUCAGACGAUGUCGUGGUGACACGCUUGCAAAAAGAUUUGGAAUGUCGUCAUGUGUCAAUUCAUAUUCAAAACUCAAGAGGUGAACUGCACCAAAUCGAACUCAUAUGCGGUCUUUCCCUGGUGGAAACCGCUUUUUGUACUUUGUCUCCUCAAGACCUCGAAGCACAAACAUUAAUAGGCGUCAUGCUUGCAAAUGCUGAGCUAACUUCCAUGACAUCGAGAUUUAUAAAGACGUUUUCUUACAUGAAGGAGAAACUGUUCCUUUAA
Clavispora lusitaniae ATCC 42720 is the source of this 984-nucleotide messenger RNA. RefSeq names its product Ctf5p (gene CTF5). NCBI's taxonomy places the organism in Eukaryota, Fungi, Ascomycota, Pichiomycetes, Serinales, Metschnikowiaceae. The record is from RefSeq and is a predicted model, not a curated record. Gene Ontology annotation, cellular component: kinetochore.